AUGGGGAGGGCGACACGAUGGCGGGCUGCCUCCGCCGCCGCCCCUGCUCGCUGCCGGAAGGCGACGACCUGCACUCCGAGAUCCUCCUCCGCCAUCUGCAGCCGCCUCCUCUCCAACCCCGCCUUCCGCCGCCGCUUUCGCAUCCACCACCACUGCAGCGCUCUCCUCCUCGGCUCCUUCAUCCAACACCGCGGAAUCACCUUCCAGCCAGCUCCCGACGCCCCCGACCGCCUCCCCCUCGAGGAAUUCCGCCUGAAGCUCGAGGACCACUACAUCGCCCUCGGAUGGCGCCACGGCCUCGCGCUCUUCUUCCCCCCGAUCCGGCUCCAGGUGCUUGUGUGGGACCCUGUCGCCGGCCACCAGCUCCGCCUGGCCGUUCCCCCAAAUUUCGAGUUCCACGGGGCGGAGGGUGAUAUCAGCGGGGCGGUGCUUCGCGCCGCCGGAGACGUCGACCACUUCCGGGUGGUCCUGGUAGGCAGCGACGGGGAGCAACCUAGAACAGCGCUCGCCUGCGUUUACUCGUCGGAGAUGGGCGUAUGGGGUGAUUGCGUCUCGAUGUCGGUUCCAUCCGAGGGUUUGUUCAUUUUCAGGGGCCAGCCCGCUGUACUGGCAGGGGAUCGCCUUCACUGGUCUGUUACCGUGGCAGGAUCAAGAAGUAUCCUGAGGUUUGAUUUGGAUACGCAGAGCCUGGAUCUGAGCUUGCUGCCAAGGGAUUAUUACACCCCGCUCAGUCCCGAAUUCACUGUUGUGCGAGCAGAGGGUGGUCGCAUGGGUUUCCUGUUCCUACACCGCUUUACAGCCGAAUUGUGGAGUACGAAGCGCAAUCGCGACGGUGUCGAAAUAUGGACGCCAGGAAGAAGUAUUGAACUGGACAAGUUACUUGAGCUGAAUUCAGAGAAAGAGCCCCCACAGAUGAUAGGGUAUGCGGAGGAAAACAAUGCGGUGUUCUUCAGGACAGUUGGCGCUGACUACAUGGUCCAUCUUGAGUCAUUGCAGUUCAAGAAACUCCCUAAGACAACCGUCGGUUCUUACUAUCGUCCAUUCGAAACUGUCCAUAGUCCAGGUACUAGCAUGCCUUUUACAGUGUUUUUUUGUUGUUACACUGUGGAUCAAGAAGUAUCCUGUAGUUUGAUCUGGAUACGCAGAGCCUGGAUCUGA
Triticum turgidum subsp. durum (durum wheat) is the source of this 1158-nucleotide messenger RNA. The record is from the annotation of a GenBank genome assembly. Lineage: Eukaryota; Viridiplantae; Streptophyta; Magnoliopsida; Poales; Poaceae.